AUGCUGCUUAAGCAACCGGCAAACCUUUAUAUUGGACACCGUCGCAGCCUCAGCACGAGUCUGCCCGCCGCCCAAUCUUUUCGGAAAUGGUACCAGAAACUGUGGACAACGGAGCGCACCAAUCUGCCGCCCUACAACCACUUUACACAAAUCGGAGAUCCUGUGCUCCGGCAACAGGCGGCUGCAGUGCCUCUGGAGCUCAUUGAGAGUCCCGAAAUCGAAGCCAUUGUUGAGCAAAUGGUCAGGGUACUCAGGAAGUACAACUGUGUGGGCAUAGCUGCGCCACAGAUUGGCGUUUCCCUCAGAAUCAUAGCCAUGGAGUUCAAAAAGAGCCUGCAGAAGGAGAUGCCAGAGUUUCUGUACCAGACGCGACAAAUGUCUGAGCUUCCACUGACCGUCUUGAUCAAUCCCGUACUGACAGUGACAAAUUAUGCAAAGCUGAAACAUCCCGAGGGCUGCAUGAGUGUCCGUGGCUUCUCCGCCGAAGUGGAGCGUUUCGAGGGCGUAAAACUGAGCGGCCUGGACAAGAAUAGCAAGCAGAAAGACCUCGAAUUGAGUGGCUGGAACGCACGCAUUGCCCAGCAUGAAAUGGAUCACUUGGACGGCAAGCUGUACACCGAUCAAAUGGAUCGUUCGACCUUCUCCUGCACCUGCUGGGAGGCCGUGAAUACCAAGUCUGGACGUGUGGAGAUACCCUUUUACAAAUAGUUUAUGAAAUUAUUGCUUUAAUUAACUGAAAUAUUGUUAUUGUUUGGAGAAAACACCAUCACCAUCACCGUGCGAUGGCGUUAACAU
Messenger RNA from Drosophila obscura, 795 nucleotides. RefSeq names its product peptide deformylase, mitochondrial. Gene Ontology annotation, molecular function: peptide deformylase activity. NCBI's taxonomy places the organism in Eukaryota, Metazoa, Arthropoda, Insecta, Diptera, Drosophilidae. Gene Ontology annotation, cellular component: mitochondrion. The coding region runs from base 1 to 708 and encodes 235 amino acids. Gene Ontology annotation, biological process: N-terminal protein amino acid modification; peptidyl-methionine modification. The record is from RefSeq and is a predicted model, not a curated record. The transcript has 2 exons.